Molecule: messenger RNA, 727 nt
Organism: Arvicanthis niloticus (Nile rat)
Lineage: Eukaryota; Metazoa; Chordata; Mammalia; Rodentia; Muridae
Gene: Atp5mc3
Product: ATP synthase membrane subunit c locus 3
Biological process (GO): proton motive force-driven ATP synthesis; proton transmembrane transport
Molecular function (GO): proton transmembrane transporter activity
Source: RefSeq, a predicted model, not a curated record
GCGUGGAUAAGAGCCGCACCGCGCUUGCGCGCCCAGCCCCACUGCUUCGACCUCUGCCGCCGCUGCCGCCGCCGCCGCCUCGGGAGAGAGGAAGCGGGAGAGGAGCCCACGUCGCCUGUCACCUUUAUCCACGCCGCGCCGCCAGGAAGAAAGAUGUUCGCCUGCGCCAAGCUCGCCCGCACCCCUGCUCUGAUCCGAGCUGGAACCAGAGUUGCAUAUAGACCAAUUUCUGCAUCAGUGUUAUCUCGACCAGAGACUAGGACUGGAGAGGGCUCUACAGUAUUUAAUGGGGCCCAGAAUGGUAUGUGUCAGCUGAUCCGAAGGGAGUUUCAGACCAGUGUAAUCAGCAGAGACAUUGAUACUGCUGCCAAAUUCAUUGGUGCAGGUGCUGCAACAGUAGGAGUUGCUGGUUCUGGUGCUGGUAUUGGAACAGUCUUUGGCAGUCUUAUCAUUGGAUAUGCCAGAAACCCUUCACUGAAGCAGCAGCUGUUCUCAUACGCUAUCCUGGGAUUUGCCUUGUCUGAAGCUAUGGGUCUCUUUUGUUUGAUGGUUGCGUUCUUGAUCUUGUUUGCCAUGUAACAGAAAUUACUGCCUGAAAUGUUGGCAUUCAUAGUAAUUACGGAUGUAAUUCUGUGUAUCUUGCUGUGACUCCGAAGACUAGUACUGGUGUCAUGGAAAUAUGUGUUAUUUCCAAAGUCAUUUCAUUAAAGAUGAAAACUUUAAUUUU